AUGGGAAGUAUCUCCGCUGCCGUCGGUCGCUUUAUGCCUAUAGUUGUGUGUUUAUUGGUAGGAUACACGUAUUACGUAUUUGUAUUUCGAAUAUGCGUGAAGCCAUUAUUGAAGACGGAAAAAAAGAUAGGGCAGACUGUCACAUACUUGGCGAUUGUCGACAUUCUGCUUGUAAUGGUCUUAUCAUCGUAUAUUAGAAUCGUUAUUCAGAAACCAGGAUCGCCUGCACAGCCUCCUAAACCAACGGCGCCAUCAAAUUCAAUGCCUGUGUAUGCGCCAAGCGGUUCCACGUCAUCUACUACGACUGUCUCAUCACCAAGUACACCAUCAACAGCAUCCACGAGAGUUGCGACAUAUCCGUCUGGUCCGAUUUCGACUUCUGAUCAGUUAAGGCCAAUGGAGAAUGCAUACAUAAAAGACGCCACAACGGCAACGUCUGGUACAUCUGAGACACUGAUGGGAUCCACAUCUGUAAGUAAUCAGCAGACACGUGUUAUGAUUCCUAUGCCUAGCACAGUAAUAAGUAAGCGUGACGGCGGGUUGCGUUGGUGUGAUCGGUGCAAUUACGUGAAGCCUGAUCGAUGUCAUCAUUGCUCAGAAUGUGACAAAUGUGUAUUGAAGAUGGAUCAUCACUGCCCGUGGGUUAAUGGCUGUGUUGGUUACAAUAACUACAAGUUUUUCUUCUUAUUCGUACUCUACACUGCAUUAUAUUCUGAUUUCAUCUUUGCAGCGACAAUUGCUAUCGUAGCACAACAACUAUCAAAUAAGGAGGACUUGGAUAUCCAGUGGAUAAUACUUCUUAUUCUGUUAUUUGACGCCAACAAUCCGCUUGGCUAUGGGGUAGCAACCACACGCCAAGGAGAGAAUAUCUGGGACCUUGGCUGGAGUGACAACUGGAAAAGUGUUAUGGGCACGAAAUGGUGGUUGUGGUUUUUACCGUUCGGAUCUCCACCAGGUGAUGGUCUUGUAUACCCAUACAAUCCACCGAUUCGUGAUAGACUUAUUGAAGAAGCACGAACCAACGCACAAAUUAAUGAGGAUAGAAUAGCAUUCAGAAUGCAGCAAUCACAAAUUCCAAGAUUACAAACAUGA
Paraglomus brasilianum is the source of this 1092-nucleotide messenger RNA. The record is from the annotation of a GenBank genome assembly. Lineage: Eukaryota; Fungi; Glomeromycota; Glomeromycetes; Paraglomerales; Paraglomeraceae.